Suillus subalutaceus is the source of this 642-nucleotide messenger RNA. RefSeq lists its product as uncharacterized. The record is from RefSeq and is a predicted model, not a curated record. The transcript has 4 exons. Bases 1 to 642 code for a protein of 213 amino acids. NCBI's taxonomy places the organism in Eukaryota, Fungi, Basidiomycota, Agaricomycetes, Boletales, Suillaceae.
AUGUCCAACGACAUUGAACUUGAAGACUUUUCUAGCAGGAGACGUACAGCGUACUCGAACGAUGGAACUACUAAUAUAGACUCAGUUGAUGAAACCUUUGCCAGCCGCCAAGACGGAGCAAUAGGUCUUUGGGCUUGGGUUUCAGCGGCCUUCCUUAUUGUGUUUUCUACAAGCUUGACACUGUUUCCAAGGUUUCUCCUCUUCAUGACGGAACCGUCAGGGGGACGAAAUGUACUCUCACCCCUUGAAUCCUUCCUCGCGGAACAACUUGGCAUUGCGAUGGGCGCAAUCGCACUCACUCUGAUAGUAACAAUUCCAAACGCUCCGCCUAUCGGUUUCCAGCACGAUGAGCAUGUGAACUCCCAUCCCCUCCUCGUGCCCGUCACUUCUGCCUCAGUUCUUUUGGCAUUCCUUUCUUACAAUAAAAGUGAUGUCGGCUCUUUUGGCAAAUUCAUUUUUCUAGGGACAUCUUUUGUCGGGUUAUUCGGACUAUGGGUGCUUCUUUUUGCGGGGCCAUCUGUGAUUUCGAAGAAGACUGGAGCUGACAAGCGCACCUCCACAUUCAUAUUCGGGAACAGAAACGCGGCUUCUGCCCGCAAAAAGGAGUGGAGCAAGCAACAGACAAGGAACAAGAGCUCGUAA